GAGGCCGGAAGUGAUUGAUUGUGAAAGAUUGAAGAUUUCCUUGCAAUACCAACGGGGCGUUAAAGGGCGCAAAGAGAGAGAAGUGUAGCGUGAUUGGUGCGUGUAUCUCACUUUCGUAUAUUCAAGCAGUCCCAGUUAAGUCCAAUACAAGCCAGCGACCCCAGCCCUUGAGUCAAAUUCUAGUCUCCUCUUCAAAACCCAACAGGCAUUCUCUCUCUACUCUCUCUCUAAAGCCUCUUAUAACCAAAGGGUGCUUUCUACAAUUUCGCCACGUUCUGAGAAUACCCAGAUUGGUUUCUUAAUAAUCCCUCCCCCUUCUUCUGUAACUGCUGAAGAACAACUCUGCUUUUGGGGCCUUCAAUUCUGCCCCUCAUCUCCACUUUCCCUUGUCCUCGCUUCGUGGCUCUAGAUUUGCGUUUCUUUCUUCUUUUUUCCUUUUUUUUUUUUUUUUUGCAGUUUCUUAGAAAUCGUAUCCCCUCUUGAAUGUUAUAGAGGAAAAGGGGUAUUGAUUGUUGUUGAAAUGGAUGAUAAUGGAGGCUGUUUGGACGAGGAGAUUGUGGAUGAAGGCACAUUCGUUUACAUUGGAAAUCGAAGCCCAGCAGAGGAUGAUUAUGUGGAUACGUUACUUGCGAAGGAGACAAGUUUUGGGUUUGGGAAAGAUAAAUCUUUGGUGUUUGGGAACUGGGUCAAAUGUGCCCGUUUGGAAGCAAUUGCAUGGAUUUUCAAAACCAGAAAUGUGUUUGGAUUCAGUUACCAGACGGCUUAUCUUUCGGUGAUAUACUUCGAUCGGUACCUUUCGCGGAGGGCCAUUACUAACGAGAAGGUGUGGGCGAUUAGGCUAUUGGCAGUGGCUUGUCUGUCGUUGGCGGCGAAAAUGGAAGAAUUGAAGGCUCCAGCGCUGUCACAAUUUGCAGUGGAUGAUUUCAUCUUUGAAAGUAAGGUAAUCCAAAGAAUGGAGCUUUUGGUGUUGAACACAUUGGAAUGGAAGAUGGGUUCAACCACUCCUUUCUCCUUCAUUCCUCAUUUCAUAUCUAAAUUAAGCAUUGAAUCCCCACCAAGCAGUAGGGUUUCUGAGAUCCUCGAACUCAUCUGGGUUAUGAUUAGAGAAAGAAGUACAGAGAACCAUCGGCCUUCUGUAGUAGCAGCUGCCGCAGCCAUUUUAGCUGCAAUGGAUGGCAGAUUACUAACAAGGAAGGCCUUGGAGUUGAAGAUGAAAUCCAUUUCGCAAUGUAGAUAUCUUGAAGUAGAAGAGGUGGUUUUGUGUUACAAUCUGAUGCAAGAGCUCAGAUUGGUAAAAUGUAGAGAAGGAGCAGAGUGUUUGAAAUCACCAACCCAAAUGAAAUCCAUGGAUUGUUCAGAGAAUUCUUCAGUAACAUCACCGAUUGCCUUGAAAAGAAAACAGCUAAACUUCAUAAACUUCGAUGAAAAGUGUGGUGUGGCUGAUGGAAAGCGGCCCCGGUAGAGGGGAAAAAGAUGAUAAUUUGGGGUUAUAUGACACAUUAAUUGCUUGAAUUGUUGGUUAACUAAUGAAGCUUUCUCAGUAAACAACCAAUGAUGAAAGAACAGAGAAACUAAAAGGAAAAUGGCAGAUGUAUUGGGGCUGCACCUGCACGUAAAAAUAGCAGAAGUGAAAGGUGAAGAAGAAAUAAGAGAAGGAGGACCAGGAAGGCAUUAGGGGGAGGAGGACGGCUUCAAAGAAAGCUGCUGCUUAUAGGGGACAUCUAUCCUCUUACUCACUUGAUGUUCACUCUCUCUUUUGUUAAUUGAUUAUUUGUUUUUGUAUUGCUUUUAAAGAUUAUGGGGUUUUUUAGCUGUGUCUGGAAAGCCCUGGGGAUGUUUUCUUGGGUUCUUUGAAAAGGGUGUAAGAAAGUUAAGAAGUGAAAGAGGGUGUGGGGGUGGGGGAAGUGUUGGAAAGGAGGUGAGGAGUGAUGGACAAGCUCUGUUUACUGUGAUUGAUGCCUCUUUGCUUGGUUUUAGCCUUCAAAAAUGUUUGUUUUUAGGUGGGGCCAAGCUCUUUUCCCUGGCUGUUUUUUUCCAAGACCCUUUUAUAUUUUUCUGUGUAAUAUGAUUAAUAAAACUUGAAUGAUACUGUGGUCUGUGGAGU
This is a messenger RNA of Cucurbita maxima (winter squash), 2104 nucleotides long. RefSeq names its product cyclin-D5-2-like. Gene Ontology annotation, cellular component: nucleus; cyclin-dependent protein kinase holoenzyme complex; cytoplasm. Lineage: Eukaryota; Viridiplantae; Streptophyta; Magnoliopsida; Cucurbitales; Cucurbitaceae. The coding region runs from base 521 to 1462 and encodes 313 amino acids. The transcript is spliced from 6 exons. Gene Ontology annotation, biological process: regulation of cyclin-dependent protein serine/threonine kinase activity; mitotic cell cycle phase transition. The record is from RefSeq and is a predicted model, not a curated record. Gene Ontology annotation, molecular function: cyclin-dependent protein serine/threonine kinase regulator activity.